Molecule: messenger RNA, 393 nt
Organism: Entamoeba nuttalli P19
Lineage: Eukaryota; Evosea; Mastigamoebida; Endamoebidae
Exons: 1
Coding region: 1-393 (130 amino acids)
Source: RefSeq, a predicted model, not a curated record
AUGUCAAUUGAUCGUUCAUAUUCUUCUAAAACAACAACCCACACAUUAUUAAGUGUACCUUCAAAAUCAGUUCCAUCAAUACCUCCCCAUUAUAAAAAAGCGAAUUCUACUCCUGAAACAACUUCAAUUCCAAUAAAACUUUCAUUUACAAUGGGAUUUGCUGAAACCCAUCACUAUAGCCAUCCAUUAAUACCAACAACACCUUACACAGACAGUCAAUUACUUUCUUCUAGUUCUUCUAAAAACCUGUUAAAUUCUCAACAAACAAAACGUACUUUACAAAUUCAUCCACCAACAACAAUUAAAAGUCAACCCACUUCAGUUUCUGAAUCAAUAAGUGCUUCAUUUUCAUCAGGACAGUGUAAUUCCAGUCCUGUCUUUUCUUUAUUGUAA